GUCACACAUUUCCUCAUCAAUAUUCCAACAAAGAGUAAUUUUAAUUUAACCACAUAAAAAAAAGUGAGUUGACGUUAAUUUAGACGUGAAAGCUAACGGAUCCAAAAUCUUUUCCGCAAUCAUUGUUUUUCUUUCACACACCUUGCUUCCUCCAUCUUUCUAUCCUCAACAAUCUUCACUUUUCCCUAACACCUCACUUUCAAGGUUAAUUUACUUCAACCAAUAACCUUCAGAUCCAUUUGAGUUCUUGUAGUAGAAAUCAAGAGCUACCUAGGGUUUACUUUCACUAGUUGUUGUUCUCGUUUUCUUCUUUAGGUGUUGGAAUUUGGAAGUUCCUAACCUAACUCUCUUGUUUUGUUUGAGUUGAAGUUGCACCGUAAAGCCUAUACUGCAGAAGAUUCAAGUUUUCUUUUGUUUUUGUGGUUACACAAAAAUUAUAAAGCUAGAAAGAAAGAAAGUAUGAAAAGUUAAGAGACAAAAAAAAUAAAAACAGUUAAUUAAUUUGGUGUUUGAAAGUUGAAACCUCAUAUGAGAUGAGGCCUGAACAAUUGCAUGUUGCACAACAAAUUAGGCGUGACAAAUUGAGAAUCCAGAAUCAAGAGUUUCCUAACAACAACAACAACAUAGAACAAUUAUUAUCAUUACACCAACAACCACAACAAGGUUUCAACAUGGAUCUUCAUCUUCAACUUCAUCAUCAACUCAGAAAUUCCAACAACAAUAUGCUUGAAGAUGAUGAUGUUGGUGAAGCUGGUCUUUAUUCAUCUGAUCAGAUGAUGAACAGUUUUUCGACACCGCCAAAUCCGUUACACAGAAACCCCUUGGAGUACUAUCAUGAGCUAGGUGAACCAAGUAGCAAUAACAACAAUAACAGGUUGAGUUAUUAUUAUGCAAAUGAAACGAAUCAGAAUGUUUUUUUGCCUUCUGAGCUUAACCAUAGUGAUAUUUUCAAGUCUUCAAGUUCUAUUAGUCCUCAAAGUACUUCAGAAGUUGCUUCUUUAAUGCAUCAUGGUGUUUGGGGAGGUGGGAAUAGUAGUCAUAAUGUGUUUCAUGAAAAUCAAGCUAAUUUGUGGACAAAUAGAGGUGUUAAUAUUGUUGACAACAAUAACAAUAACAACACGGGUUCUUUCUUUAAUGAUUGUAAUAAUCCACAAGGUUUAUCGUUGUCACUUUCAUCAAAUUCUUCGCAAUCUAAACAUUCACCUUCUGCUUCAAAUUUUGAACAAGGGUCUUUCUUAAAUGUUGUGAAACCAAUUCAUCAAGCAGAACCAAUUGGAGUCUCUCCAAACAGUACUACCACUACUACUACAAGUAGCGGUUUUAGGAACGUUGGUCCUCUUGGACCCUUUACUGGAUACGCAACAAUACUGAAAAAUUCAAGGUUUUUAAAACCUUGUCAACAGUUGUUAGAGGAAUGUUGCUGUCAAAAUGUUCAAAAUACGGCAAAAUCAUGUGACAAUGUUCCAAAAUGGGUUUCUCGAGAUGUUAAUGUUAAUGUUGAAGAUAAUGAAACUGGGAAAGGUAGUAGUAGUUCAGGUGGUUCAUGCUCUAUGUUUUAUGGUUCAAAAGAGAAAGAGAAUAGUGCUGCUGUUGUUGCUGAUGAUGGAGGAGGAGUUGGGAAUAAUUUUUGUCUUACUUCUUCUAGUUCUCGACCUGAGUGCCAAAAGAAUAAGGCUCAACUACUGUUCAUGCAAGAAGAGGUUACAAGAAGAUACAAGCAAUACCAUCAACAAAUGCAAAUGGUGGUUUCAUCAUUUGAGUCCGUAGCAGGUCUAAGUUCAGCUACACCAUACAUUUCAAUGGCUCUUAAGUCACUAUCAAGACACUUCAAAUGCCUCAAAAAUGCUAUCACAGAUCAACUCAAGCAUACAUGCCAAGCAUUGGGAGAGGACUUUUCAGUACUACCAAACACCACAUGUAGUAGCACUAAAAGUGACAGUAAUAAUAUGACAAGGCUAAGGUUCAUGAAUCAUAGCUUACAGAAGAACAGUAAUAUUGACUUUGCUGAACCUCAGCAACAUGUUUGGAGACCACAGAGAGGCUUACCUGAACGUUCAGUGGCUAUUCUUAAAGCUUGGUUGUUUGAGCAUUUUCUUCAUCCGUACCCUACAGAUACUGAUAAACACAUGUUGGCUACACAAACAGGUCUAUCAAGAAACCAGGUAUCCAAUUGGUUCAUAAAUGCUCGAGUUCGUGUAUGGAAACCGAUGGUUGAAGAAAUACACAUGCUUGAAUCAAAAGGCGCAAUAGAAGCUCAGAAUCAGAACAAUAACAAAAACGAACCCUACAGAGUUGGAACACAUGAACGGAAAUUCCAGUGUUUGGAAAUGGGGUCAUCGUCUUCGGGCAUUCACAAUGUUGAAAAGGUAAUUACAAACGAAGAGCAAUGGAAUAAUAACAUUCAUGAGAAGAGAUCUAAAAUGGAAAAUGAGAUUACACCAAACAUGGAUAUGGGUUUUUUGCCUUAUCAAAAUGGAUCUGUGUCACUGACUUUGGGUCUUAGACAUGGGGUUGAAAGUGUACAACAACAGCAACAACAGUUGCAGCAGGAGGUAGAGCUUAGACAUCAGUAUGGAGGACACAUGAUCCAUGAUUUUGUGGGUUGAUUAUAAUGUUUUCUAGAGAUUUGGUGAUAGAAAUGAACAAAUAAUAUUUGGAUUAGGCUUGAAGUUUAGGUGAAUUGGAUUAGAGGCUCCAUUUACUUUUCAACUUGGCAAAGUAUGCAAAAUCGAGGUAGGUUGAGAGAAAUAGUCAUUAAGAAACUAUGUAACUUCGAGAUUUCAUUCAUAUAAGUGUAGUUGUCAUCUCGUAAUCUUGAUGUCAGGACAAUGAUACAUGCAGUUAUAAUUAAUUAAAUUAUUUUUUAA
This is a messenger RNA of Vicia villosa (hairy vetch), 2867 nucleotides long. Its product is annotated as BEL1-like homeodomain protein 8. Gene Ontology annotation, biological process: regulation of transcription by RNA polymerase II. The record is from RefSeq and is a predicted model, not a curated record. The transcript has 5 exons. NCBI's taxonomy places the organism in Eukaryota, Viridiplantae, Streptophyta, Magnoliopsida, Fabales, Fabaceae. Bases 534 to 2606 code for a protein of 690 amino acids. Gene Ontology annotation, molecular function: DNA-binding transcription factor activity, RNA polymerase II-specific; RNA polymerase II cis-regulatory region sequence-specific DNA binding.